GGUUUGUUCUUGCAGCCGCUCCUGCCACCUCUUACCCUCGCCGUUGCUGCGGGGGAUUGUGGGAGCCUCCGCGUCCCGCUCGCUAGGAGAGAGGUAUCUCUCCUUUUCCCUCUCCCUUUCCUUAAGCAGCUGAAGGCACUUUGCAACAAACACUUUUAUCAUUAGCCUAAGGAUCAAGAAGUGGGCUAGAAGUUGAAUCCAGAGUUGUCUGCUGGUUCUCAGCUUGAAGAAGAUUCUACAGUCCUUAUUGAUCCUUUUUCUUGGCGUUACCAUUUUUUGAAGCAAAGUUAACCUAGUUUGCUAGUUUGAGCUUUCUUUUUGGCCAUCUUUAAAAAAAAUUUUUUAAGUCUAUAAACUAGACAAGAGAUAGUUCUACAAUGUCCAAGUCAUUCCAGCAGUCAUCUCUCGGUAGGGACUCACAGGGUCAUGGGCGUGACCUGUCUGCAGCAGGAAUAGGCCUUCUUGCUGCUGCUACCCAGUCUUUAAGUAUGCCAGCAUCUCUUGGAAGGAUGAACCAGGGUACUGCACGCCUUGCUAGUUUAAUGAAUCUUGGAAUGAGUUCUUCAUUGAAUCAACAAGGAGCUCAUAGUGCACUGUCUUCUGCUAGUACUUCUUCCCAUAAUUUGCAGUCUAUAUUUAACAUUGGAAGUAGAGGUCCACUCCCUUUGUCUUCUCAACACCGUGGAGAUGCAGACCAGGCCAGUAACAUUUUGGCCAGCUUUGGUCUGUCUGCUAGAGACUUAGAUGAACUGAGUCGUUAUCCAGAGGACAAGAUUACUCCUGAGAAUUUGCCCCAAAUCCUUCUACAGCUUAAAAGGAGGAGAACUGAAGAAGGCCCUACAUUGAGUUAUGGUAGAGAUGGCAGAUCUGCUACACGGGAACCACCAUACAGAGUACCUAGGGAUGAUUGGGAAGAAAAAAGGCACUUUAGAAGAGAUAGUUUUGAUGAUCGUGGUCCUAGUCUCAACCCAGUGCUUGAUUAUGACCAUGGAAGUCGUUCUCAAGAAUCUGGUUAUUAUGACAGAAUGGAUUAUGAAGAUGACAGAUUAAGAGAUGGAGAAAGGUGUAGGGAUGAUUCUUUUUUUGGUGAGACCUCGCAUAACUAUCAUAAAUUUGACAGUGAGUAUGAGAGAAUGGGACGUGGUCCUGGCCCCUUACAAGAGAGAUCUCUCUUUGAGAAAAAGAGGGGCGCUCCUCCAAGUAGCAAUAUUGAAGACUUCCAUGGACUCUUACCGAAGGGUUAUCCCCAUCUGUGCUCUAUAUGUGAUUUGCCAGUUCAUUCUAAUAAGGAGUGGAGUCAACAUAUCAAUGGAGCAAGUCACAGUCGUCGAUGCCAGCUUCUUCUUGAAAUCUACCCCGAAUGGAAUCCUGACAAUGAUACAGGACACACAAUGGGUGAUCCAUUCAUGUUGCAGCAAUCAACAAACCCAGCACCAGGAAUUCUGGGACCUCCACCCCCCUCAUUUCAUCUUGGGGGACCAGCAGUUGGACCAAGAGGAAAUCUGGGUGCUGGGAAUGGAAACCUGCAAGGACCAAGACACAUGCAGAAAGGCAGAGUGGAAACCAGCCGUGUUGUUCAUAUCAUGGAUUUUCAGCGAGGGAAAAACUUGAGAUAUCAACUAUUACAGUUGGUAGAACCAUUUGGAGUCAUUUCAAAUCAUCUGAUUCUAAAUAAAAUUAAUGAGGCAUUUAUUGAAAUGGCAACCACAGAGGAUGCUCAGGCUGCAGUGGAUUAUUAUACAACCACACCAGCAUUAGUAUUUGGCAAGCCAGUGAGAGUUCACUUAUCCCAGAAGUAUAAAAGAAUAAAGAAACCUGAAGGGAAACCAGACCAGAAAUUUGAUCAGAAGCAAGAACUUGGGCGUGUGAUACAUCUCAGCAAUUUACCUCAUUCUGGCUAUUCGGAUAGUGCAGUUCUCAAGCUUGCUGAACCUUACGGAAAAAUUAAAAAUUAUAUACUGAUGAGGAUGAAAAGUCAGGCUUUUAUUGAGAUGGAGACCAGAGAAGAUGCAAUGGCAAUGGUCGACCACUGUUUGAAAAAGGCCCUUUGGUUUCAGGGGAGAUGUGUUAAAGUUGACUUGUCAGAAAAAUAUAAAAAAUUGGUACUGAGGAUUCCCAACAGAGGCAUUGACUUACUGAAAAAAGAUAAAUCUCGGAAAAGAUCUUAUUCUCCAGAUGGCAAAGAAUCUCCAAGUGAUAAGAAAUCCAAAAUUGAUGGUUCCCAGAAGACUGAAAGUACAACUGAAGGUAAAGAACAAGAGGAGAAGUCAGGUGAAGAUGGUGAAAAAGAUACAAAGGAUGACCAAGCAGAGCAAGAACCUAACAUGCUUCUUGAAUCUGAAGAUGAGCUUCUUGUCGAUGAGGAAGAAGCAGCAGCACUGCUAGAAAGUGGCAGUUCAGUGGGAGAUGAGACAGAUCUUGCUAAUUUAGGUGAUGUGGCUUCUGAUGGGAAAAAGGAACCUUCAGACAAAGCCGUGAAAAAAGAUGGAAAUGCCAGUGCUUCAGCAGCUGCAAAGAAAAAGCUUAAAAAGCGUCGUUUCCCAGGGAGUAUGGAAGGUUUUGUCACUCUAGAUGAGGUUGGUGAUGAGGAAGAUUCGGAACGUCAGAAACUUCGUAAAUCGGGCAUGACAUUUAAAUCUGGUGACAAAAAUGAUGAUGGUUUGGUUGAAAUUAAGGUGGACAAGAUCGAGGAACUUGAUCAAGAAAACGAAGCAGCGUUGGAAAAUGGAAUUAAAAAUGAGGAAAAUACAGAACCAGGUGCGGAAUCUGCUGAGAAUGCUGAUGAUCCCAACAAAGAUACAAGUGAAAAUGCGGAUGGCCAAAGUGAUGAAAACAAGGAGGACUAUACAAUCCCAGAUGAGUAUAGAAUUGGACCAUACCAGCCCAAUGUUCCUGUUGGUAUAGACUAUGUGAUACCUAAAACAGGGUUUUACUGUAAGCUGUGUUCACUCUUUUAUACAAAUGAAGAAGUUGCAAAGAAUACUCAUUGCAGCAGCCUUCCUCAUUAUCAGAAAUUAAAGAAAUUUCUGAAUAAAUUGGCAGAAGAACGCAGGCAGAAGAAGGAAGCUUAAGAUGUGCAAGAAGCUUAACAAUUUCAAAGAAAAUAAUGGUUCUUUGUUUUUAAUGUUAACCUUUUUUAAAUACAAUACUGGUAGUUAGAAGAAAACUAUUGUACUCUUUUGUUUUAGUGGAAAAAUAUUAGAUGUCUGUUCAUGUGUUAAGUGUUACAGCAAAAAUACAUAUACGGUUAAGUUAAUGAAGAAUUGUUUUUGUUUUAUCAAAAUGGUAACAGACAGAAGUACUUUGUAGAGACUGACCUGUAAGUUACUUAAGACAACUUGCACCACUAAGAAAAAAGAUACCUAGAAUCAUUCAGAGAAAUGAAAUUUAGUUCCACGCUUCAAAGAAAUGUCAAAACUUUUGAUUCCAUUCAAUAAAGAACAAAACCAAUGGUA
Molecule: messenger RNA, 3455 nt
Organism: Neofelis nebulosa (Clouded leopard)
Lineage: Eukaryota; Metazoa; Chordata; Mammalia; Carnivora; Felidae
Gene: MATR3
Product: matrin 3
Exons: 16
Coding region: 378-3071 (897 amino acids)
Cellular component (GO): nucleus
Molecular function (GO): RNA binding; zinc ion binding
Source: RefSeq, a predicted model, not a curated record